Messenger RNA from Morone saxatilis (striped sea-bass), 1769 nucleotides. Its product is annotated as caspase-1-like. Gene Ontology annotation, molecular function: cysteine-type endopeptidase activity. The record is from RefSeq and is a predicted model, not a curated record. NCBI's taxonomy places the organism in Eukaryota, Metazoa, Chordata, Actinopteri, Moronidae. Gene Ontology annotation, biological process: proteolysis; regulation of apoptotic process.
GAUAAUCAAUCAAGGGAACAAUGUGGGGUUCAUGUCAGAGUCUCAACCAUUUCUAAUAUGUUUUAAGUACACACAUGUGUACAGCUGCGCCAUUUUAGGUAAUGGUUAACGUUUUCCUGCCCAGCACUCCCGAUAAUAUAAAGCAGGUUACGUGAAGUAAAGCAGGAAACCUCCUCACCAGCUGAACCAGAGCGCAUUACGCACCCGUCUAUACACACAGGCCGUUUGACGCCGGGGAGGUUACUCGCAGAACCUGCAGACUUCAGUUUAGACAUUUCUGUGAUACGAGAUUUGAGAAAUGGCAGAUGAGCUUUUCAGGGUUAGGAGUAAGUUUGUGGAAAAGGUGUCCAAAGAUCUGAUCAAACAGCUCCUGGACAACAUUUUAGAUGACUGUAUUGUAAACGAUGGAGAGAGAGACUCAAUUAUUGAGGAGAACGUUAACAGAGCUGACAGGGCACGUUGUCUCCUUGAUACGGUGAAGAGGAAAGGAGACGUAGCCAGCAGGAAGUUCAUCGCUCACAUUCAACGCAGAGACCCUACUCUUUACGAUGAACUGGGUCUGGCUGAACAGGGCCUCGCUGAACAGCCUGCUCCACCAGCUGCAGAGACCCAGAUGGACCAGGAGUGGUCGACCACGCUCAUCCCUACCACAGAGAAAUUCUGGAUGGAGAAACAAAACGAUAAAAAAGUUUACCCUGUUUCCAAAACGGCUUUCAAGAAUCGUGUGGCCCUUCUAAUCACUAAUAUAACGUUUACUAAUGAGAAAUACAACAGAAAGGGAGCUGAGAAAGAUCAGGAGAACAUGGAGAAACUUCUCAAAGCUCUGGGAUACGAUGUGUUAAAACGAACAAACCUCACAGCAAAGGAAAUUGACACUACCAUGAUUGAGUUCUCCAAAAAUCCGAAACUCAGGGACACAGACAGUGUGGUGGUGGUUAUCAUGUCUCACGGGAAACUGGGAACUAUCCUCGGUAAGGACUGGAAAGCUGUGCUCUGUGAUGAUGUGAAUCAACUGGAGCUGUCUGCUGGUGAAGAAAACAUAGAGGAUGAUACUUUGCAUUGCGUACACAGAGAAAAAGACUUCAUUUCUCUUCUGUCAAGCACCCCUGAUACUGUCUCAUACAGACAUCCAGAUCGUGGGUGUUUUCUUAUCCAGUAUAUUGUUGACGUAAUCAACACCUUCGCGCAUGUAGAUGACAUCGAAGAACUUUUCAGAACAGUCAUGCAACGCUUUGAAGACUUUCCUGUUCCGAACAAAAGACAGAUGCCAACCAAAGACAGAUGCACUUUAACAAAGCGCUUCUACUUCUUCCCAGGCCUCUGAGGCAAGAUUCGCUGGUGUUUAACCACAGACGUGUAACCAAAUUUAAAACAACAACACUUUAUGAUAUGUUCUUGUUUGUAAUAAUUUUGUCUAGGUUUUAAACUUCAAAUAAAAAUUUCAGUACCCCAUGUUUAAAUAAUGUGUCUAUAUAUAGGACACUGAUUCAGUACUUCAGAUGUUUUAAAGUCAUCAUACUUUAUGAAUAACAUGUUUUUAUGAACGCACUGUUUGCUCCAUCUGUCAGUGUAAGAAUGAGUAGAUACAGAACAGAAUGAGGUAUGAUAUGUGAAUUUUAACAUAAAUAUUGUAGAAAAUAAUAAAAACUGAAAAACUACUGACUUUGUCUGCACAAUGUAAACAGAAGUCUACAAGCUCUGGCUGCAUCUUUAAGUCACAAAGCAUCUGCAUCAGUCCCAUUCAAAUGGACUCCCCCAGAUUUCCUUUU